Oncorhynchus keta (chum salmon) is the source of this 6427-nucleotide messenger RNA. RefSeq names its product BRD4-interacting chromatin-remodeling complex-associated protein-like. The record is from RefSeq and is a predicted model, not a curated record. Gene Ontology annotation, cellular component: SWI/SNF complex. Lineage: Eukaryota; Metazoa; Chordata; Actinopteri; Salmoniformes; Salmonidae. The transcript is spliced from 18 exons. Bases 278 to 5869 code for a protein of 1863 amino acids. Gene Ontology annotation, biological process: positive regulation of DNA-templated transcription.
UAUACUUUGUUUACAGCUAUAUAAUUAUCUGUAUGACAGAGCAUUCCUUGUUAUGUCUAUGGUAUAAACUGGAUCAUUGCCUGUUGCACGGGGAUAAACGAGGUACUAUGACGGAUAAACUGGUGCUCAUUUUCGAUAGAAAGCACACGCAACAAUGAAUUUGAACAGGCGAAGUCAGCAGUCGUCUGUUUCCUGCCUGUAGCUGGGUCCUGUAUGGAAGCCCGUGCGAGGCUGUCCGGGAGACCCCGUGCUGCCUGCACCUCUCGUCUUGGUUGACAUGGACGAUGAAGAUGGCAGGUGCCUGCUAGAUGUAAUUUGUGACCCAGAAGCACUCAACGAUUUUCUUCAUGGAUUAGACACCCAUCUGGACACUGACAACCUAUUGGAUGGCUCGAGCGAUCCCUCGGGUGCUUUCUUCUCGGGUGCUGGGUGCCACAUUCCAGGGGUCCGGCCCCCAGUCCAGCUGCUGUCCAAUGAGCAGCCAGCCUUGCCCCGGGUCAGUGUGGACCUGGACUUCCUGGAAGAUGAUGUCAUCCUGGGCGGGUCGCCGGGCGGUAGCGGUAGCAACACCAUGGAGCCAUGUGACAUCCUGCAGCAGAGCCUGGCGGAGGCUAACAUUACAGAGCAGAGCCUGCAGGAGGCUGAGGCAGAGCUGGACCUGGGCUCCUUCGACCUCACCAUGCCAGGUCUGACUCAGGUGGUCCAGACCCUGCCCUGUACAGACAGCCUGACUGGGUCUGGAGGGACCGCUGCGGGGGUGGGGCUCCCCAUCUUCCCUGGAGCUCCAGGCUCCUCCGCCACCCCUCCCCAGGCCACAGCUGACAUGCUGGGCUCGGUGCUGGCCCAACAGGGCCUGGAGUUUGGGCCCCAGGUCAUGAACAAGGCCCAGACAAUCAGUAUGCAGCCUUACAUUCAGCAGGUGGCAGGCCUGGGUAACGUCACCCUUCAGCCAAUCGCCUCCCUCCAGGCUCUACCUAACGGCUGUCAGUCAGGACACCUGGGACAGAUACAGGUGAUGGGCCAGCCCACUGUGAUGAUGAACCAAUCAGGACAGCCCAUCCUGGCCAAGAGUAUGGGAGGAUACCAGCUGCACCAGCCUGGCCCCGAGGCACAGGGGGCAGGUGGGCAGGGCGGACUGGGAGGGGACUUCCCCAAACCCCCAGGGGCAGCCAUCCAGCCCAAACUGUUCAAGCAGCAGCAGGCCCAGCCCCACACCCUCCAGAAUGAUGCCAACAAGGCUCUUGGGGCUCAGGUCCCUGUCUCCGCUGCCCAGAAUGUAGCCUUCCUGACAGGCAAGCCUGGCGCCAACGUGGUCCUGACCUCCCAGGCAGGGCUUCCCCAACAGGCUCUGUUCAAACAGCAGACACUGGGGGUCAGAUCCUCACGCAGCACCCUGGGGGCCACAUUAUCACCUCCCGGGGCCUGGGGGCCAGCUGAUAGCCAACCAGAUCCUGGCUCAGCACCAGAACAUCAACCUGGGCCAGGUGCUGACUUCUCAGGGCCACCCUCUGCCCAGGGCCACAUCCAGCUGCAGCCGGGCCAGAUGGGGGCGGGACAUCAGCUCUUCCAGAUGCCUGUCACCCUCUCCCAGAACCAGAGCCACCCAGUCAUGGGUCACCAGGCCCACACAGUGAUCCAGGGCAUGCCCUUGCACAACUCCCUGGCCAUGCUGAGCCAGGUAGAAGGGUUGAGUCCUGCUGUCAGCUUGCAGCCCGCUCUGCAGCCACAGCCAGGGGGCGUUCCCAGCAGCGGGGUGGGUGGGGCUGCUGCCAUUGCACAGGGCCAGCCUGGGGGUAGUGUGCCGAUGCGGGGGAGUUCUACAGAGCAGGCAGCCCACCCUGGACAAGCCCUUCGGCCCUCCUCCAUCCUCUCUAUGCAGGCUGGGCCCUCUGUCUCCAUGGCCAUGUCUGUCCCCUCCUCUCCGUCCUUAUCUGUGUCCACCACACUGGUCCCCCACCUAGCCCAGCAGCACAGCCCCGGGAGCAGGGUGCUCUUCACGGGCCACCAGGGCUCCAGCAUGAUCCUCAGCCAGGAACACCUCCAGAUGUUCCUCCAGCAGGACCAGCGACAGACAGAGAAUGAUCCCGUCUCCACUGUGUCAGUGGGCGUGCCAGCGUCCGUUAUCGUCAGCAGCAACAGCAGCUUUGGCCAAGCCUCCUCGGGCCAUGACAGCCAAUUAGCUGAGACAGCAGUGGUAAACCAGAUGCCCCAGGCGGGUGGCCAGCAGCAGCAACUGAAGCUCCAGAGCCUGUCCCCCUCCCAGCCCCUGGCCUCCCACACUGCCCUCCCUCUGUCGGACAGCCCCCAGCCCUCCCCCCUCCCCAUGCAUUCCCCCCAGUCCUGGCCCCCUUCUCAACCCCAGACCCCUGCCCGAUCCUGCACCCCCUCCUCUCUUCCCCCAAUGUUCAUUAUCCAGAACCAGAUACCAGGCCACUCCCAGCCUGCACUACUACAACAACAACAACAACAACAACAACAACAACAGAUACACCUCCAGCCCCGGCCCCCCUCCCAGCCUGCCCCACAACAACAACAACAGAUACACCUCCAGCCCCGCCUCCCAGCCUGCCCCACAACAACAACAACAACAACAGAUACACCUCCAGCCCCGCCCCCCCUCCCAGCCUGCUCUCUACGAACCGGACGUCCCCCCUCCCUCUCGCUCCCCCAAACCCUCCCAGAUCCUCCAGGCCCCUCUGGCAGGGCUCCAGUUCACUGCGUCUUAACAGCAGAGCGGCAGCACCGCCUGCAGCUGGUUGGUGCUCAGCCUUCUCCACAACAGAAACACCAGGUGCAACAGACCAUUCUACUACAGGCCAAAUGGCAGCAGCAAAGCCAGCCCCAACCCCAACAGCAUGGUGGUCAACAACAAGACGUGCCUGCUCCUCAGUCAUCUGUGCUGGUCAAGACUCCUGCCACAGCAUUCAAUGACCUGUUGUCAGGAGCUCAGGUGACCCAGGGGGGCGUGGCUCCAGCUAACCAGCCUGGUCAACAGUCAUUACACCAGGUGCAGGUGGGGGGGAUGGAGUCCGUGUCAGGUCUGAGUCAGAUGACCUCUACACAGCAGACUUUCAGCCCUGGUCUGGCCCCUCUACAAACACAGACUGCUGCUAUGAAGAUGCAUUUCAGUAUGGCUAAACCCAGCAAGGAAGCCAGGAUGUUGGAGCAGCUGAGGAAGCAGCAGGGCUCAGUCCUCCACCCAGACUACAGCUCUUCCUUCCAGUGCUUUGAAGACACCCUGACCCACCUGGUGCCUUACCACCUACUACAGAGGUACAGGGCAUCACCGGGCACUGCCACCCCACCACACGACUACCACAGAGUGGAUGAUGAGUUUCAGAGGGUUUCCAGCCAGCUCCUGAAGAGAACGCAGGCUAUGCUGGAUAAAUACAGACACCUCCUUUUUGAGGAAUCAACGCGCCUUGGCUCGUCAGCUGAGAUGGUAAUGAUGGACAGGAUGUUUAUUCAGGAAGAGAAGAUCUCUCUGGGACAGGACCGCAUCCUCGCCAGAGACAGGCCUGAGGAGUAUGUAGCCAACUCAAGGAUGAUGGAGAUUGAGAGUGGAGCUGCCAACAUGGCCCAGUCCAAGCCUCAGCUACAGUCCCAGCUCAAACAUAAGCCUCAGCCCCAUCCUGACCCUCAGCCCCUGUCCCAUCCUCAUCCCCAGCCCCUGUCCCAUCCUCAGCCCCUGUCCCAUCCUCAGCCCCAUCCUCGGCUCCAUUCCGAGCCCCAGCUCCAGUCCGAGCCUCAUCCUCAGCCUCUGUCCCAGCUCCAGUCCGAGCCUCAUCCUCAGCCUCUGUCCCAGCUCCAGUCCGAGCCUCAUCCUCAGCCCCUGUCCCAGCCCCAUCCUGAACCCCAGCCUCAUCCUCAGCCCCUGUCCCAGCCCCAUCCUGAACCCCAGCCUCAUCCUCAGCCCCUGUCCCAGCCCCAUCCUGAACCCCAGCCUCAUCCUCAGCCCCUGUCCCAGCCCCAUCCUGAACCCCAGCCCCAUCCUGAACCCCAGCCCCAUCCUCAGCCCCGGUCCCAGCCUCAGCCCCAGUGGUUUGAGCCCAGCCCCGUAAGGAGUGGUGUUGCCCCUGCUCCAGCCCCACCACCGAUCCCGGACCACUUCCCCUCCACCAAGCUGGUGAUAAAGCAGGGAGGAGCGGGGGCGUCUGUCUCCUGGUCCAGCUCCCCAGCUCCUGUGGCCAGGCCGGGGUCAGGGGUUAGACAGACAGCCGACACCCAGAGUCACAGCUCCUCCUUCAGCCGCGCUCCUCCACCUCCCUCCCGUCACUCACUCCACCACCCUUUCUCCUCCUCUCGUCCAGCUGAGGAUGAUGAUACUCUCCCCCGGAGGACCAGUAAACCCCCCAUGAAGACGUACGCCGCCCGCCCACGCAUCGGCUUGAAGCUCAAGAUCAAGCAGGAGGCGGGGUUUAGUAAGGUGGUGCAUAACACCGCCCUCGACCCGGUCCACACACCAUCCACACCCAACCCUAAGCCACAGCCACUCCAUACCACCCUGCCCCAACCGGCACCGGCACUCCCUACCACCCUGCCCCACCCGGCGCCGCCACUCCCUACCACCCUGCCCCACCCGGCGCCGGCACUCCCUACCACACGACCCCAACUGACGCCAGCACUCCCUACCACCCUGCCCCAACCGACGCCGGCACUCCCUACCACCCUGCCCCAACCGACGCCGGCACUCUCUACCACACGACCCCAACCGACGCCGGCACUCUCUACCACACGACCCCAACCGACGCCGGCACUCUCUACCACACGACCCCAACCGACGCCGGCACUCCCUAAAGCCCAAACAGCAGCACUAGCCACGCCGCCUUCUAUAACUGUCAUUAGGACUCCUCCCCCUAGCUGUAACACAGCCUCCUCAGCAAUGGUCUCCAUAGCAACCACACAGGCGACCCCCAGCCCACAGAGAGUCACAGCGCCCGCAUCUUCCUCCACGGCUCAGAUGAACGGAGCGUUAGAACAUCACAAUGUGGGUGGAGUCAAGCGUAACCCCGCCUCCACUUCCCCUCAGACCACCUGCCGCCUGCCUCUACGGAAGACUUAUCGGGAGAACAUCAGCCCCCGUGUCCGACCGGGCGUACCGGGAGGAGGAGGAGACAGUGUCCCGUACCCCCGUCCCUCCCCCUCGCCCCCCAAUUCUCCUCCCCCACCCUCCUCACCCUCUCCCUCCUCAGAGGGGACAGUGAUCACCAGCAUGAAGCUGGAGAAGAGAGGAGGAAGCCCAAGGGAGGGGACCUCUCACACAGAGCUCAGCCGGGAGGCCCUGAGGCUGGGGAACUCCUCCCCCUCCUCUCCUGGCCUAGUGCAGGGCAUCACAAACACCCAGCAGCAUCUCUCAGACAGAGAGGAGGAGAGGGGGAGAGAAGGGGAUCAUUGGGACAGAGGGGCGGACAUGGGGAGGUAUAAGAGGGUGAGCAGUAAAAACCACCAGAGGUCAGGUGGGGGUGAUACGUUCAGAAUGGACCAGCAUGCCCCUGGGCCCCCUUCCUCGCCGCCAGACACUUCUUGUUACAGAGACUCAUCACUUCCUGCUAAGCGCUGUAAGUCAGACUCUCCUGUCAUGGACAACGCCUCCUUCUCCUCCGGCUCCCCGCCACACGAUGAGUCUCUUAACGAGCACCUGCAGUGUGCCAUCGACACCAUCCUCAACUUGCAGGGCCAGGCUCAGAGGCCCACACCACGCAGAGCCAAAGGGGCCUCCGUCAGGCCACAUCACCACCACAGCCAGCGACCCACGACCCCUCAGCCCUCCUCACACACAUACAGACCCUCAGUCUCCUCUUCAUCCUCUCUGGCCCAUCACUCUCAGGUUGGAGGCAGAGGACUGGUGCCACAGACUCACAGCAGAUAACACACACAACAGUUGGGACUGAAGAGAGGAAUAACUCUCACUGCUCUGACAAGCUCAGUUGACCUUGUUUGUCCAUCUGAAUGUUGUUUCCUUUACAACAUGACCCAAUGCUCACAGUCACUGGAUGGAUGGAUGGAUGGAUGGUGAUGACUUUCUCUGUAAAAAGUUAUGCUUUACUCUGUGGCAGUACCCUCUGCUCUCCCAACUCAUGCUUUACUCUGUGGCAGUACCCUCUGCUCUCCCAACUUAUGCUUUACUCUGUGGCAGUACCCUCUGCUCUCCCAACUUAUGCUUUACUCUGUGGCAGUACCCUCUGCUCUCCCAACUCAUGCUUUACUCUGUGGCAGUACCCUCUGCUCUCCCAACUCAUGCUUUACUCUGUGGCAGUACCCUCUGCUCUCCCAACUCAUGCUUUACUCUGUGGCAGUACCCUCUGCUCUCCCAACUUAUGCUUUACUCUGUGGCAGUACCCUCUGCUCUCCCAACUCAUGCUUUACUCUGUGGCAGUACCCUCUGCUCUCCCAACUUAUGCUUUACUCUGUGGCAGUACCCUCUGCU